AUGGCGCCGGCAAAGCUGCUAGAAAACUCCCACGCAUGGCUCGGAGCAUCCACGUCCUCUAUUGCAGCAGACAGCUACCAAUACCAGCUUCAGUCCAUGUGGCAGAAGUGCUGGAACACCAACCAAGGUCUGGUGCACAACCUGCGGUUCCGGGAGCGCGGGCCCCUCAAGUCCUGGCGACCAGAGACCAUGGCCGAAGCAAUCUUCUCCGUGCUGAAGGAAGGCUUGUCACUCUCCCAGGCGGCCAGAAAAUACGAUAUCCCGUACCCGACGUUUGUGCUGUACGCCAACCGCGUCCACAACAUGCUGGGUCCCAGCGCGGACGGCGGCGCAGAUUUGAGGCCGAAGGGUCGCGGGCGGCCGCAGCGCAUCCUGCUGGGCGUGUGGCCUGAUGAGCACAUCCGCGGCGUCAUCCGCGCCGUCGUCUUCCGCGACACGCACGCGCCGCACACCACGCACCACAUCAAAGAGGAGGUGCUCCCCGUCUACCCCGCCAUUACGGAUGGCAUGGGCGUACAAAAUGCCUACGGGAAUGCCUGUGGAAAUGGGCGCGAAGGCGGCGUCUCCCCGAACGCGGCCGCUGCCGCCGCCGUGGCCGCCGUGGCACACGGUUUGCGCCGGCAGAUGUGCAAUAUGGUAGUGGCUGCACAGCGGCCGCCCGACCACCCGGCGCACCUGGGCCUGCCCCCGCUGCCACUGCAGUCGCCGCGGCUCCCCUCGCCGCUCUCCGCCGGGCUCGAGUCGCCGCUCUGCUCGCCACCGCCACCCGGACACGCGCUAGAGCCACCAAAGCCCACCGACCCCUUCCGCCCAUUCGCAUCACCCCGCCCGGAUAGCCGCUACAGCGAGAGAGACGUAGCUGAGCUGUCAGACAUGGGCCCUCCCAAGACCCCGGUAUCGAUCGCCAAAAAUGGCAAAGAUCUAAUGUCGACCCCAGUGCCGGUGAAGAUGGAGCCUCCUCCAGUGGAAGCGCGGGCUGAAAACAUCUGAAGCGAGGCCGCGGGCGCAGCGCAGUCGCACACGCCAGUGGGCGUCCCGCCGUCGCCGCUGCCCGCCUAUCCUUAUUUCGUGCCCAACCGCAACUCCGUCGGCUACUUCUAAGCGCUGCAUAUGCGCAGCCAUGAACA
Pectinophora gossypiella (pink bollworm) is the source of this 1127-nucleotide messenger RNA. Its product is annotated as protein bric-a-brac 1-like. Bases 1 to 990 code for a protein of 329 amino acids. Gene Ontology annotation, cellular component: nucleus. The record is from RefSeq and is a predicted model, not a curated record. Lineage: Eukaryota; Metazoa; Arthropoda; Insecta; Lepidoptera; Gelechiidae. The transcript is spliced from 5 exons. Gene Ontology annotation, molecular function: DNA binding. Gene Ontology annotation, biological process: regulation of transcription by RNA polymerase II.